AUGGAAACUGACAAUAUUGAUGAUGCAGUAAGCAGCAAGUUUGUUCCAAAUAGAGUGGUCCAUCUUGAUUUGAAAGGGUCUCCUCCAAAAAUCAAUUACCUCCUUAGAAUGAUACCUUUAUUUAGGCAGUGGGGUGCAAAUGGUUUAUUAGUAGAAUAUGAAGAUAUGUUUCCAUACAGAAAUGAUCUUUCAGUUUGUUCAAAAGAAAUUGCAUACUCAAGUGAAGAUAUUAGAUCAAUACAGGAUUUGGCAAAAGCAGAAGGAAUGAAAUACAUACCUUUGCUACAAUCUUUCGGGCAUCUUGAAUUUAUUCUAAAAAAAAAGCAGUAUGCACAUUUGAGAGAAUCAAAUAUGAACCCAGGAUCAUUGUGUCCAACACAUAAAGAAUCAUUAUCACUUAUAGAAGAAAUUGUGGAUCAGUUUAUUGAGGAACACUCAGAUAUUGAAUAUCUACAUAUCGGAGGUGAUGAAGUUUUUUGUAUAGGUAUGUGCAAGGAGUGUUUAGAAAGUAACCAAUUACAAAAACAACUUUAUUUAAGUCAUAUGAUGCCACUUAUUAAGCUCAUUAAAUCAAAGCAUCCAAGUGUUGAAUUAAUCAUUUGGGAUGAUAUGAUUAGAGAAUUUAGUAUUUCAGAGUUAGAGCAGCUUACCCCAGUAAUCCCUAUGGUUUGGUCCUAUGUAGAUGAUUUAUAUGACCAGUUUCCUCAUGGGAUGUGGCAAUCCUAUAGUGAUGUUUUUGAUGAAAUUUGGAUAGCAAGUUCUUUUAAAGGUUCAUCAGGUCCAAUAUGUGACAUUCCACCAAUUCAACAUCACAUUAAUAAUCAUUUGUCGUGGUUGUACUUGUUAGAAAAUUUAGACAAAAAGAUUAUUACAAAAAUAAGAGGUAUAUCGUUUACAGGCUGGUCUCGAUAUGAUCAUUUUGCUACAUUAUGUGAACUUUUACCUGUUGCAUUUCCUUCUUUAGUUUUGUGUUUACAAGUUUUUAAACAAAAAUGCUUUUCAAAAGAACUUCAUUUAGAUGUUUCCAAACAAUUGGGGUAUGAAAAUAGUAUUCCACUAUCUAAUAACAUUAUUUACGAUUUCAGUUGUGGAAAUUUCCCUGGUUCAGAACUUAUACAUUAUAUAGUUGAAUUAGAGCAUGCAAAACGCCAAUUGGCUAUUGUUGAAGAAAGAAUAGAUGGUUGGGUUGAUAUGUGGCAUGCUGAAAGUAUUAAAGAAUUAAACUUUGGUCAUUUAGCAUAUAUUUCAAAUGUUCUGAAUCAAAUUGUUCAAACUUAUAAUUCUAUUAAGAGUCCUUUGCAAGAAUGCUUGUCUGGAAUUUUUUAUGAAGACACUGUGCAAGAAUUUGUCAAAGUGAAGGUGGAUGCAAAACUAAAAAAAUGCAUUAACCUUAUUUCAAAUGUUGAAGAUGCUAAAAGAAUUUGUUUAUUUGAUAACGAUAUAACUGAAGGAUUAGAUGAUUCAUAG
Hydra vulgaris (swiftwater hydra) is the source of this 1467-nucleotide messenger RNA. Its product is annotated as hexosaminidase D. Lineage: Eukaryota; Metazoa; Cnidaria; Hydrozoa; Anthoathecata; Hydridae. The record is from RefSeq and is a predicted model, not a curated record. Gene Ontology annotation, biological process: carbohydrate metabolic process. Gene Ontology annotation, molecular function: hexosaminidase activity.